UUGCAACAUGAUCCUCGCUCACCAGCAGCUCGGAGAGGCCGGGCUCUGCGGUCCCGCAUCCUGCCAUCAUCAUCAUCCUCAUCCUCAUCCUCCCACCGCGGCACCACAUGGAGACGGACUGGAUAGAGCCGCACACUGAACCAACUGGGAAUGAACAAAAGAAAGAAGGUGGACCAUCUUCUUUUCCUUCUGUCGGCUGCUGGCUAUAUGAACCCGCGCAGCAUCAUCAGCGACUGACAAAGCAAAAGGGAUGAUGACGGUGACUGGAGAAGCUGCUGCUGCUGCUGCUGUCUAUUAUUAUUAUUACUGCUGCGCUCUGCGUCAAACCUCCCUCAGAAGAUAAUGCCCUCGGUGCCUCUUUUAAAGGACUUUCUGGGUUUCUCAUCAGCUUGCUGCAGCAGGAGGUCCAUGUCAGUAUCUCUGGGUAAACAUCCAGUGAUGGUCAGCUCGUCUGCAGCCUCUCGGACACUCUCAGCAUCUGCAUUGUGAGGCGUCCUGUGGGGCUCGUGAGGGGAUAUGCAGAGACAAUAAGACCUUUUGUUGUUGUUGUUGUUGCGUAUACAAACUACACAGAGCCAUAGUUGGAUUGUUGUUGUUGUUGUUGUUGUUGAACAUGAACUCGCUGUUCUUCUCCUCCGCGCCGCCCGGCUCGGUCCCCGGUGGGUCUGGGUCCGGGUCCGGGUCUGGCCCCGUGGUGACCGGCAGCGCGCUCCGGAACGACCUGGGCUCCAACAUCCACGUGCUGAAAACACUCAACCUGCGCUUCCGCUGCUUCCUCGCGAAAGUCCACGAGCUGGAGAGGAGGAACAAGCUGCUGGAGAGCCAGCUGCAGCAGGCUCUGCUCAAGACGCAGUACCGACACCUGUACGCCCGGGAGGUCGCCGUGCAGACCGACGGUCCGGACUCGAAGUUACCGGGCACCAUCUGGAGUUACACCCACGUGAGGAGGCACGGGGAGCGGUACGAGACGCUGAGAGGACCCGGGGUGUCGUGGACGCAUCCGGACGGAGUCGGGGUUCAGAUAGACACCAUCACCCCAGAGCUGAGGGCUCUGUACAACGUGCUGGCCAAAGUCAAGAGGGAGAGGGACGAGUACAGGAGAAGAUGGGAGGAGGAGGUGUCCAAGCGAGAGCAGCUGGAGUCCACGGUGGAAUCCAUGCGACAGAGCGCCGAGGAGUCCACCGAGGUCCAGGAUGAGCUGAGUGAGAAAGUGGACAGACUGAAGGCUGAACUCGUGGUCUUCAAGAGUCUGAUGUCCGAUGUAAGUGCAAGGCAAAUGUCUGACCUGGACACCAAGAUCCAGGAGAAAGCCAGGCGGGUGGACAUGGACAUCUGCAGGCGGAUCGACAUCACGGCCAAACUUUGCGAUGUGGCUCAGCAACGCAACUCCGAGGACAUGUCGAAGAUGUUCAGCAUCAGUCCGGCCCGGUCGCUCCCAGACAGGGGUGCCAUGGCCUGCUGCAGGAGAAAAGAGCGUAAAGUGGUGUCUGAUGAGGAGAGCUCAGAGAUGGAUGCCGAGCCCAGCCCUUCAGAGGAGGACGUACCCGGGUCGCUCAACAUCACGGACGAAAUGAAACGCAUGCUCAACCAGCUACAUUGUUCAGAUAACUCCUUUGUUGCCAGGCGCGAGACGUUUGAAAUAGACGACGACUGCGACAGUCUGACGUGGGAGGAAAACGAGGAGACUCUGUUGCUGUGGGAGGACUUCACAAACUACAACAUCCCGGGCAACAUCCCGGGCAGCAUCGCCGCGGCGUCCGGCACGGUCGCCGGCCCAACCUAUGGUAACGGUGCAGCUUCUGAUCCGGACUCCCAGGAUGGAAGUCUUGGCAGCCUCAUUGAUGAAACAGAGUCGCUAUUUAAGACCAGAGAGCAGGAGUACCAGGAGUCCAUCGGCGAGAUCGAGAUGGAAUUGGCCACAGCAAAGAGCGACAUGAACCGACAUCUGCACGAGUACAUGGAGAUGUGCAGCAUGAAGAGAGGUUUGGACGUGCAGAUGGAGACCUGCCGGCGGAUGAUUAAAGGCGGCAGGAACUCUCCCUCCGUCAGCUCCGUGGCCAGCAGCGACUCAGGGAACACGGACGAGAUCCAGGACGAGAUCUCGGAAAAGGACGCAGAAGCUGAAGUCCCUUCAGUUGUCCCCAUUAGUUGAUGGCUGCAUUACCGGGCGUUGUCCCACCUCUUCCUGAACGCCCCUCAUCGUCAGGGGUCAAAUGUGUACAUGUGUCCACCCUGCUAGAGAGGUGGAGCAACCUAAAACUGGGCCCGUUUGACCUGUUGAAGUUCUGAUGGUCGUGCUCACGGAUGCAGGCCCACAACUGGUGCUUUUAUACUAUUUCUGUUGUUUAGGAAGUGGUGGUGGCGGUCUUUGCUUCACGAAGAGAACCGGUGCAAGUAGAGUCCGAGCUGUGCUCUCUUCCUCACUGCUGCCUCGCUGGAUCCUUGUCCAGAGCUUCACAUCAUUUUAGGGGAGAGAAAAAAUAAUUCUCUAAUAUUUUAAACUGGCUGAGAAGUAUUUUGUACAUAUUCUUACCCUAUUAAUGUCCUUUUAUUCUAAAGGAAUUGAAAAUAGUACAUAUUGUGCUCCUCCACAAAAAAAAAAGUACAUCCAUCUUUACAUAUAUUUUUUAAUAUUUCAUUUAGAUAGAAAAACGUCUCUGCACAUGAAUUGGAACACUAUUUUGUUUUUGUUUUUGUUUGCGGUUCAAAUUAAACUGUUGGGGGGUGUAAGUGUCUUCUGCCAAGGAGACAAAACAAGGAGUGGAGACAAAUGGUGUUGGAGUUCUGGUGGUUUCUGAGGGAACUCUGCAGAGUUGCCAAAGUCGACAGAGGAAAGGAGCACAGCCUUUUGAUGCAUCAGUGCACUACUGACGUUCUAUGCAACUUAGCUGGCCUUAUUUUUGGACUGGCUUUCACCCUCCCUCGUUUCUCUUCAAACCAAUACAAUUAGCCUUUUAA
Sebastes umbrosus (honeycomb rockfish) is the source of this 2958-nucleotide messenger RNA. RefSeq names its product intermediate filament family orphan 2b (gene iffo2b). The coding region runs from base 614 to 2152 and encodes 512 amino acids. The transcript is spliced from 8 exons. The record is from RefSeq and is a predicted model, not a curated record. Lineage: Eukaryota; Metazoa; Chordata; Actinopteri; Perciformes; Sebastidae.